Molecule: messenger RNA, 684 nt
Organism: Oryza brachyantha (malo sina)
Lineage: Eukaryota; Viridiplantae; Streptophyta; Magnoliopsida; Poales; Poaceae
Product: cysteine-rich and transmembrane domain-containing protein WIH1-like
Exons: 3
Coding region: 72-356 (94 amino acids)
Cellular component (GO): plasma membrane
Source: RefSeq, a predicted model, not a curated record
ACACGAGGAACCGCAAAUACAAGAGAAGGGGAAAAAAAGGCUACAGUACUACUACUACCACCAGAGGAGCGAUGAGCUACUACGGGCAGCAGCCGCCCGUCGGCGCGCCGCCGCCGCAAGGGUACCCGGGGAAGGACGCGUACCCGCCGCCGGGCUACCCGCCGGCCGGCUACCCGCCGCCGGCGCAGGGGUACCCUCCUCCGCAGGGGUACCCGCCGCAGGGCUACCCGCAGCAGGGGUACCCGCCGCAGUACGCCCAGCCGCCGCCGCAGCAGCAGCACAGCAGCGGCCCUUCCUUCAUGGAGGGAUGCUUGGCUGCCCUUUGCUGCUGCUGCCUGUUGGAGGCUUGCUUCUGAUGAAGACGACCCUGGGGUUGAUAUGGAGUUACUGUUCGUUCCUUUCAAGAGAAAAAUAUGGAACCGUCUUGGGACUGGCGUGUCCUGUUAAUUCCCUGCUUUGUUUUAUAAGAUUAUUUAGUAGAAUUUUUCUACAGUUACACCCCGUCCUCUUAUCUUGCAACAAGGUUAUCACCAUUUGUGUUUGUACUGCCUGUUCAGAUGACAAGUGUAUACUUUUAGCGAAAUCAUUGUGUUGGAUGAAAUCAAUGAAUUAGUUGAUCUAGCUUAGUGUAAUCUCUGUCCCGUACUACUGAAUACAAAUCGAGCCACAUCAUUUACAGAUUUA